CUGAUGGGUGACUCAAACCCACUCCUCUCCCUUGAUGAAGACCCCGUGGCUGUGGAAGCCUUGCUCCGGAACGUGUUUGAGAUUGUUGUGGAUGAGGCCAUUCAGAAAGGGAGCAGUGCCUCUGAGAAGGUCUGCCAGUGGAAGGAGCCAGAGGAGCUGAAGCAGCUGCUAGACUUGGAGCUGCGGAGCCAGGGGGAGUCGCAAGAGCAGAUCCUGGAGCGGUGUCGGGCUGUGAUUCACUACAGUGUCAAGACUAGUCACCCUCGGUUCUUCAACCAGCUCUUCUCUGGGUUGGACCCCCAUGCUCUGGCUGGGCGCAUCAUCACGGAGAGCCUCAACACCAGCCAGUACACAUAUGAAAUCGCCCCUGUGUUUACACUCAUGGAAGAGGAGGUGCUGAAGAAACUCCGGGUCCUGGUGGGCUGGAGCUCUGGGGAUGGGGUCUUCUGCCCUGGUGGUUCCAUCUCCAACAUGUAUGCUGUGAACCUGGCCCGCUAUCAGCGCUACCCAGAUUGCAAGGAGAGGGGCCUCCGGGCACUGCCGCCCCUGGCUCUCUUCACAUCUAAGGAGUGUCAUUACUCCAUCAAGAAGGGAGCUGCUUUUCUGGGACUUGGCACUGAUAGUGUCCGAGUGGUCAAGGCUGAUGAGAGAGGGAAAAUGAUCCCUGAGGAUCUAGAGAGGCAGAUUAGUCUGGCCAAGGCUGAGGGUACUGUGCCAUUCCUGGUCAGUGCCACCUCUGGCACCACCGUGCUGGGGGCCUUUGACCCCCUGGAGGCAAUUGCUGAUGUGUGCCAGCGUCAUAGGCUGUGGCUACACGUGGAUGCUGCCUGGGGUGGGAGCGUCCUGCUGUCACAAACACACAGGCAUCUCCUGGAUGGGAUCCAGAGGGCUGACUCCGUGGCCUGGAAUCCCCAUAAGCUUCUCACAGUGGGCCUGCAGUGCUCUGCUCUUCUUCUCCGGGACACGUCGAACCUGCUCAAGCGCUGCCAUGGAUCCCAGGCCAGCUACCUUUUCCAGCAGGACAAGUUCUAUGACGUGGCUCUGGACAUGGGAGACAAGGUGGUGCAAUGUGGCCGUCAUGUGGACUGUCUGAAGCUGUGGCUCAUGUGGAAGGCACAGGGCGGGCAAGGGCUGGAACGCCGUGUCAACCGGGCCUUUGCCCUUGCCCGGUACCUGGUGGAGGAAAUGAAGAAGCGGGAGGGGUUUGAGUUGGUCAUGGAGCCUGAGUUUGUCAACGUGUGUUUCUGGUUUGUGCCCCCCAGCCUGCGGGGGAAGCAGGAGAGUCCAGAUUACAGCAAAAGGCUGUCUAAGGUGGCUCCCAUGCUCAAGGAGCGCAUGGUGAAGGAGGGCUCCAUGAUGAUUAGCUACCAGCCCCAUGGGCCCUGGGCCAACUUCUUCCGUGUGGUGGUGGCCAAUCCAGCGCUGACCUGUGUGGAUAUUGACUUCCUUCUCAAUGAGCUGGAGCGGCUAGGCCAGGACCUGUGAGCCUUCUCCUUCUCAUAGCGGCCUUGACAAGGCCCCUCACCCUCUCUGUGCUCCUCCCUGUGCUCUCAAGAACAACCUUUCUAGGAUACAAAGUGGUCUUGAUGUUGAUAUGCUUUGACCCACUAACUCUUCUAACUUAAUGUUUGAUAUUAGGAGAAUGUUUAAAUAGACUGUAGUGUGAUGGAAUAUUAUUCUGCCAUUAAAAUUAUGUUUACAAAGAAAAUUUUUAUUGAUAGAAAAAAUGACUUUAAUAUAAUGUUAUGUUGAAAAGCUGGAUAUAAGACUUUAUAUAUAGUAAUAUCUGAGCUAUAUUAUAAAAUACAUAGGAAAAGACUGAUGAAGUGAAAUAUGCCAAAAUGUUAAUAGUUUUCCCUGGGAUAGGACAAUAGGCAGUUUUUAAAUCUACUCUUUUAUACCUUUUGUGCUCCCAACCUGUUAUUAUUGUAAUGAAUAUGCAUUACUUUUGCAAUAGGAAAAAAAUAAAGUUAAGCAUUCAACUAUA
Galeopterus variegatus (Sunda flying lemur) is the source of this 1987-nucleotide messenger RNA. It is a transcript of the gene CSAD, whose product is annotated as cysteine sulfinic acid decarboxylase. The coding region runs from base 4 to 1485 and encodes 493 amino acids. The record is from RefSeq and is a predicted model, not a curated record. Gene Ontology annotation, biological process: carboxylic acid metabolic process. The transcript has 14 exons. Gene Ontology annotation, cellular component: cytoplasm. NCBI's taxonomy places the organism in Eukaryota, Metazoa, Chordata, Mammalia, Dermoptera, Cynocephalidae. Gene Ontology annotation, molecular function: pyridoxal phosphate binding; sulfinoalanine decarboxylase activity.